GGGAACGGGAACCGGAACCGGAACCGGAACGGGAACCGUGACACGGCCGGGAUAAGGAUCCAGGUUUCUGGCGAGGCUGGGGAGAUGACCGCAGCGGAGAAGGUGGAGGAGCGGCUGGCGGGUCUGCGCAUAGCCGGGCGCUGCGCGCCCAGCGAGGAGCCCGCCUACCUGCUGGACGUGGACACCUCCACAGCUGCCCAGCCCGGCGGCGGCCGCCUCGUGGCAGUCUGCUGUUCCAGUCAAUCCAUCAGGCUGUACGACAGGGAGACGCUGCGCUUCCUGCGGGAAUACCGCGCCCGCCCCGGCACCCUCAGCGGGGUCAGGUUUGCCCACGCGUGCGACAGCGUGCUGUUCUCAGCCCUCAGCCGGGGCACGGUGCAGUGCUGGGAUGCUCGCUCGGCCACGCGGAAGCCUGUGCGGGUGUUCAGUGGCUAUCCUUCCAACGUCUUCAUCAGCUUCGACGUCAGCUGCACUGACCUCAUCGUUUGUGCCGGAACGGAAAAAGUGGAGAAGGACGCGUUUCUGGUGUUUUGGGAUGCGAGAGGCGUUACGGACUGUGCCGGUGCCACUAAAGAACCCUUGGGAGUCUAUUCUGAAAGUCACAGUGAUGACAUCACCAAAAUCUGUUUUCAUCCUGUCGAACCCAACUUGCUAGUGUCUGGGUCAACCGAUGGCUUGGUGAACGUGUUUGACAUCAACAAGGAUAAUGAAGAUGAUGCUUUGAUAUCGACUUGCAAUUCAGAUUCCUCAGUGAGUUCUCUUGGCUGGUCUGGGGAGGAUUACAAACAGGUCUAUUGCAUGACACACGACGAGGGGUUCUGCUGGUGGGACAUGGCUCAGCUGGACACUGAAGAACCAAUAACCCUGCUGCACGAUCUGGAUGUCAGACAGUCGGUCUGUGCUGAAAACCACGGCCUGCAUUACCUGGUGGGUGGCUUGUACCACGAAAAGGCAAAGAAACUCUUCCUGAUUGGGGGAACUUCCACGGGAAACAUCCACCUGAUCAGCUGUGGCACCGAUGGCCUGAGCCUGGUGGGGACCCUGUGUGGAGGACACUCUGCCACCGUCCGCUCCUUCUGCUGGAGCCCCACGGAUGAGUCUCUGCUGACGGGUGGAGAAGAUGCUCAGCUGUUGCUAUGGAAACCCGGGGCUGUGGAAAGGUCCCUCACAAAGAAAACGUCUCUGAAGAUCUCUUCUUCUGUGCAGAAGAGAGUGAGAGUUCACAACACCACUCUCAAAAGCAGGAAAAAGUGCAAUGCCUAAAGUGGGAAUCUCUGCUGUGUAGAGCUUUCCUGAUGUUUAAUCUCCCCAGGCAAUACUUGGCUAUGUUUUAUUUGGAGGUCUUCUGUGGAAAGAACUGUGGUGCUUGAAUUCCCCCUGGGAAUGUAUUUCAGUCAUCAGAAGAAUGCCUUUUAUUUUUUUAACUUGCUAAUAUUAAUCAGAAAAGAGUAAAUGCUUGCUCCUGAGUUCUUGAACAACAGAUGCUAAAUCAUAUUAUAUAAACCCAUUUCUGUGGUUAUUUUAAGUCUCAGACAAUGUUUUAAAUGUGUAAUGCAGGCGUGUGGCUUGCGUAAUUUGUUACCUUCCCAAUUAUAUUCUCUGGCAUAUUUUAAAAGCUUUUGUAUUCCAUGCUGUAUUUUGCUUUCUUCAUAGAAAACUUAAUGAAAUCACUCAGUUUAGUAAAAGAUUUUAU
Molecule: messenger RNA, 1693 nt
Organism: Cinclus cinclus
Lineage: Eukaryota; Metazoa; Chordata; Aves; Passeriformes; Cinclidae
Gene: WDR89
Product: WD repeat domain 89
Exons: 2
Coding region: 85-1263 (392 amino acids)
Molecular function (GO): protein binding
Source: RefSeq, a predicted model, not a curated record